AUGGGUCUCACAAAUUCCAAAUCAAAUAAUAAUACUUAUAACAAAGCUUCGUUUGAUAUAAGUACGAAAAAAGAGCUUUUUAAGUACGCGAAUGGACGAAGGUUUCAUAAUGAUGAAAAUUCUAAAUACUUUUUACCAAAUGAUGAUGAAGAAGGCAAUUAUUCGUCUCCUGUUAGUGACUUACUAGAUCGGGGUGGUGCCAAAGUUCUAGAUACGGACUAUCCAAGAGUAUCAUUUACUGGCAUAGACAUAUCCCCAAUCUAUCCUUCUGAAAUAAAACCUUGCAAUUUAACAUUUCGUAAUGCAAACAUAUUAGAAGGAUUACCAUUCCCUGAUAAUCAUUUUGAUUUUGUAUAUAUGAGAUUCCUGUUAACCGCUUUUACCGAAGACGAAUGGCAAAAUAAAGUUAUUCAAGAAUUAUGUAGAGUUGUUAAACCGGGUGGUUAUCUUGAAAUUAUGGAAGGUGAUAUGGUACUUAAUCCGGAAGGUGAUUGUGGAAAAAUUUUAAUGAAUGCUUUUCGUUCAACAUUAUUAUCAAAAUCCAUAAAUCCAAGAAUUUGUUCAAAACUUAUGUCAACCCUAUCAACCCAUCAAUCAUUAACAAAUUUUGUAUGUGAAGAAAGAUUAUGUCCGGUGGGUACUUGGGCUGGUCGUGUCGGUGAAGGCAUAUGUCAAGAUUUUUGCUCUACUCUAUACACGUUACGUUGCGUUCUUAGCGACGUAUUGGAAUCUGAGGGUAUUAUUGGGGAGAAAGGUGAAAAAUUUGCUUAUGAUGAUUUGGUAAAAGGGUUUGUUGAUGAGUGCAAUGAGUUCAAAGCAAAUUUUAGGCACU
Messenger RNA from Racocetra persica, 832 nucleotides. NCBI's taxonomy places the organism in Eukaryota, Fungi, Glomeromycota, Glomeromycetes, Diversisporales, Gigasporaceae. The record is from the annotation of a GenBank genome assembly.